Messenger RNA from Oreochromis aureus, 4489 nucleotides. Its product is annotated as D(1) dopamine receptor. Gene Ontology annotation, biological process: adenylate cyclase-activating adrenergic receptor signaling pathway. The transcript has a single exon. NCBI's taxonomy places the organism in Eukaryota, Metazoa, Chordata, Actinopteri, Cichliformes, Cichlidae. The record is from RefSeq and is a predicted model, not a curated record. Gene Ontology annotation, molecular function: G protein-coupled receptor activity. Gene Ontology annotation, cellular component: membrane. Bases 1287 to 2768 code for a protein of 493 amino acids.
GUUUUUUCCCUCUUAAUCAUUUUUAUUGUCUGGACAUUUUGAAAUGCUGUUUUAUUUCAUGAUGAUGCCAUUUUUAUUAACAGCAUUACUGGAAUUUUCCUGUAUGGUACCUUUGCUGUAUUUUCCAUUUUUAGGGUAUUGCUGUGAUAUCUUUUAAGGUAUUUCUACUGCAGUCUCAUUUACAGUAUUUUUACUGCAAUGUCUGUAACCAGAGUGUAACAACGCUUUUAGUGUAUUUUCCUUUAUUUUUGCUUAAAGUACUUUUGUUGUUUAUAGUACUGAUUAUUAAUUUAAACCCGUAGAAGCAUUCUGAUUGCAGUGCAGCACUUUAAGCUAAAACUUAAGAUAAAAAUGAGAUACACAUCUGUCAGAUUUGUCCUUAAAAUUGACUUUUAUUUGUAGAAAAUUGAUUUGAAAUGAAUGAAAGUACAACAUUUGUUUUUAAACGCAGACUGAUUUUCUAAAACACUGAAUGUUUCUACUUGUGGGCCUCAUUAAAAAUGCAUUGAAUCAUUUUGAUAUAUUACACCAAACCCGCAAUUACUGUGACAACGUAAUGCAUUCUGGGUCUUAUAUGAAUAACCUGGACUGCUGCUUUUCUCCUAUUACGCAACAUAAUGAGGCAUAAAGCAUAAGGAGGAUACUUACAAGCUAUAAUACGUUUAAUUGAAUCCAUUAUAUUCAAAAAGUUAAAUGUAUUUCAGGUGUGACAGAUUUGAUUUUGCUCCGUUAUUGUAAUAUUGAUCUUUGAUUUUUAAUUUGCUGUUUAAUUCUCCCUGAUAAGCUCCGGAGUUCUCGGAGCUCCUCUCCGCGAUUCGCUCCAGCAGGAAUGGAGGAGAGUAAUCUAUUACACACGCUGAGGAGGUAACGAGCCCCGCAUCGCUUCCACCUGACUGAGUGUGAGCGCGUCACACAGAGAGGUGAGUCCACUGUGAGUCACACCGGGGCUGAAGACCGAGGAGGCAGAGAGUUCUUCCCCCCCGAGGAGGAAUCAUCCGAACCACCGCUGCUGCUGAUCCCCCAUCAUUUAUCUUUAUUAGUAUUAUUAUUAUUAUUAUUAUUAUUAUUAUUAUUAUUAUUAUUAUCAUUAUUAUUAUUGUCAUUUAAUUCUGAGGAUUUAUUCACGGAACGUCCGGGACGCGGAUCUUACAAAAAAUAAAAGGAAAGUGCUUUAUUUAUUUUAUUUUAUGUUUUAUUUUUUCCGUGGGAGGAUGUUCAGUGGAUCAGCUGCACGGAGGACAAACGGCUUUCCACGCGGAUAUUAAUGCGCUCUAUCACUUUGCGUGAUGGAGAACUUUACCAUGUGGAGUAAUUUCACUCGAGUUCUGUCAGAGCUGGACGGGACGGAGGAGGACGAGGAUGGGGAGGAGGACGGCGGAGGGAUCGGCGGACUGCGCGUCCUCGUCGCCUGCGUACUCUUCCUGCUCAUCGUGUCCACGUUGCUCGGGAACACGCUCGUGUGCGCAGCCGUGAUAAAGUUCCGCCACCUGCGCUCCAAAGUCACCAACUUCUUCGUCAUCUCUCUGGCCGUGUCCGACCUGUUCGUGGCCGUGCUCGUGAUGCCGUGGGAGGCCAUCACUGAGGUGACCAACACGUGGCUGUUUGGACGCUUUUGUGACGUCUGGAUCGCCUUUGACAUCAUGUGCUCCACGGCGUCCAUCCUCAACCUGUGCAUCAUCAGCGUGGACCGCUACUGGGCCAUCUCCAGCCCCUUCAAGUACGAGCGGAAAAUGACUCACCGCGUGGCGUUUGUCAUGAUCGGGGUGGCGUGGACGCUGUCCAUUCUGAUCUCCUUCAUCCCCGUGCAGCUCAAAUGGCACCGGGCCGGGGAGGAGGAGCGGGAGGUGGCGAUGGAGGAGAUGGCGGCGAUAAUGGCCGCCAGCGGAAAGAACUUUACAAACACGAGCAGCUUCAACUCGAGUGACGUCGCCUCCCAGAGCUGUGUGGCCAACCUGAACAAGACCUACGCCAUCUCCUCCUCCUUUAUCAGCUUUUACAUCCCAGUGGUGAUCAUGAUCGCCACCUACACCCGCAUCUACCGGAUCGCUCAGACCCAGAUCCGUCGGAUCAUGUCUUUGGAGCGGGCGGCAGAGCAGGCGCAGCACCAAGGCCACGGCGUGAACAGGAACCAGCAGCAGGUGCAGCGGCCCGGCGACGAGGCCUCGCUGAAGUCCUCGUUCAAGAAGGAAACCAAAGUCCUGAAGACGCUUUCAAUCAUCAUGGGCGUGUUCGUGUUUUGCUGGCUGCCCUUCUUUGUCCUCAACUGCACCGUCCCCUUCUGCGACCCGCCGUGCGUCAGCGACACCACCUUCACCGUCUUCGUCUGGUUCGGCUGGGCCAACUCGUCCCUCAACCCGGUCAUCUACGCGUUCAACGCAGACUUCCGCCGAGCUUUCGCCAGCAUUCUGGGCUGCGGCCGAGUCUGCUCGAACAACGCGGUGGAGGCGGUGAACUUAAGCAACGAACUGGUUUCCUACCACCACGACACCACCCUCCACAAGGAGGCGCUGGUCCCCGCUCAGCCGCAGCAGCAUCCCCGCAACAUUAACGUCAGCUCGGACCACCUGGAGGACAUGAGCGCACAUUUUGACGAGGAGUCGAUCAUCUCCAACGGUUCUCCGAGCCACAACAGACUGCUGCUGCUUCCCGCAACCAUCCAGUAUGAGGAAGACCCAGAGAUUUCCUUGGAAACAAUCACACCGUUCACCUCAGCUCCAGGGCUGGAGAGUGAUGCUCUGAUACCGGGACAAGUCCACCAGGACGGAUAGGACAGACUCAGUGUUUGAACAAUACUCCAUGAUGUGUGGACUUUAGAACUUCAUAAUUUGGGUUAUUGAUCUGAAACUGGCCAAAAUCACCACUGAGCACAAAGAAAGUAUAAUCUCCAUGUUCAUCCUGUUAUAGCCUGUCAUGGAGGGACAGAUGAUGUUUGAAAAGACUUUGUCUUGACAAGUCGCACGUCUGAUAUCUGGAGCUCUGAGGUCUCUCCAGACGAAUGUCCCAUUAACAACUCAGUAGUUUGAGAGAGCAAAAGAUGAUAUUGGAUUGGUAUCCAUACUAAAUGAACACGUCAUUAAAAUUGCACUAAAACUUCCUUCUCAUUUAAACUCUUUAAAUGAGAGUCCAGUGACACCACCUGCUGGUUUCUAAAGUCCAGUUCUGAAGCCUCAACCUGAGUGUUUCGGGUAUGAUAACCAGGUGUGACGAGCUUCUUUCCCACUAUAACAUUUUCAGUGUGGAUCAAGUGCAGAAAUGAAAAUGCCCUGUUUCAUGUAGAUAAAUAUAAAAAAGAAAAACAGAACUGUUUAUGCACUUUUUCUUAGUGCGAGGAUCUGAACACUCUGUGAUUCCCAAAUCACUGCAGUAUACGCACUAAGUAGAUGUGCCCUAAAUCAUACCCCUGCUUUACUGUCCAUUUAACUUUUUAUGGGACCAUAAUUUAUCAAAAUAAACAUUUUAUGUCCAGUAAGAUGUAAAACUAGGAAUCAAGACCAUAAACUCAUCAGAUAAGUUUUCACUGAAGUCAUUUAUCAUGUGAGAAGAGGAGCUGUUUUCCCAUAGUGUUAAAUAUGAUCCGAUUUCUUCUUCCUACUGGCCUUUAGAAAGAAGGCAGGUUCGAGGCACUCCAGCGUUGGCUGGAUCUAUCCAGCCUGAUAAUAAAUAACAGGCAGGAAGCUCAAGCUUCUCGUAAAAUGCCAGCAUCCUAAUAUAUAUUUUUUUACAUCCUAUUUGCUGUUGUAUUUUGUAUUUUCUGUGUAUUUUCAUCUUUUUUUAGGUUGUUUAAAUAGAAACAGAUUUAUGUGUGUGGAAAUGUGACCUGACAAAGAGCCUGUGCAAACCCAAUGCAGACACAAUCGUUUAAACCCAUGUUUAUUCACAGUAGAACACAGAAAACAUAUCAGAUGUUUAAGCGUAGACAUUUUAAUAUGUAAUGAAAAUAUGACCUCAGUUUGAUCUCAUGGCAGCAACAUGCCUCAAAAAAUCCAUGAUGGGAGCAAAGAAACAGCUGGAGAAACAUGUUGUACGAAUCAGGUUAAUUGGCAGCAGGUCAGUAACAUGACUGGGUAUAAAAAGAGCAUCUUGAUCUAUAAAUUGUGAAACAAUUUAUGAAUAAUAUUCAUCAAAAUAAAAUUGCAAAAAACUCAGAAUAUCUCAUCAUCUACAAAAUAUUAAAUCAUAAACUAGUCUGGAGAAGUAUCUGUGUGCAUGAGACGAGGCUGGAAAUCCGGACUGGAUGCUGGAUGGUGAUCUGAUGGCCCUUUGGCUUCGGAGUAGAAGAGUCCGAGUGCUGAGCCAGCUGAGAACAUCUGGAGCAUCCUGAAACCAAAAAUGGGACAAAGGAGUCAGGACUGCUGAGCAUCAGAACGGGACAACAGUCCUCUGGAAGUCCAGCAGCUGCUGUCCUCAGCUCACAGGCUGUUACAGAUGUUACAGAGGAAACAUGGACCUGCACAAACUUUUAGAGACGUGUCGCUACCAUCAAAUUCAA